AUGAUUCAAAUUGUAUUAUGGGAAAUACCCCAUAUUCAAUUAUCUGUUCACGAACAAGUAAAUUUAUAUCAAUCAAUUACAAAAGGAUUAACUAUACCAAUCGCAUUUCGUAGCUGGGAUCUAUAUACUUACCCAGAUAUACCACACAAUACCGGGCAUCAUAUAUGGAAUGUUAAAACAACGUCGCAAAUAGAAAAGUCACGCUAUAUUAUAUUUGCUUUGCAAACAAAUAAAAAAAAUAGCUUAACUACAGAUUCAUUAAAAUUUGAUCAUUGUAAUAUAACUGACGUUAAAGUACAUCUAAAUUCGGAAUAUUAUCCAAAUGAGAAUUUAGAUUUAAAUUUUGAAAGAAACCGUUUUGCAUCCCUUUUUAUGAUGUAUCAAACAAAAAAUGGACCUGUUGAUGUUAAAAUUGAAUUCAAAACUAACAAACAAAUACCAUCAAAUACAACCGCAUAUUGUUUAAUGAUACAUGAUCGUUUAAUUGAAUAUAAUCCAUUAGGAAGCUCAAUAAAUAAAAUUAUUUAA
Messenger RNA from Condylostylus longicornis, 528 nucleotides. RefSeq lists its product as uncharacterized. The transcript has 3 exons. Lineage: Eukaryota; Metazoa; Arthropoda; Insecta; Diptera; Dolichopodidae. The coding region runs from base 1 to 528 and encodes 175 amino acids. The record is from RefSeq and is a predicted model, not a curated record.